CUAUCGAAUUCCUGAGACGAUAUCAUGGUUCCUCUAGGUUAUCUCAAGAAGUCGCAUCGUGUCUUUCACCAUCAACUGUCUCAGAAUGCUUUCACCAAAGUUGCAGCCUAUGCUGCUCGCAUACAUGCUACUGCCGUUCGCGGCUGGAGCCCUUUUACAAAGGGACUGGGUCGUUACAUGGGAAGUCGGCGCGCCAAAUGGCCAGGAGAGGCAAAUGAUCAAAAUCAAUGGUCAGUUCCCUGGGCCAGCCAUCAUUUGCGAUCAAGAUGACGACAUUGAAAUUACUGUCCACAACAAGAUGCCAUUCAACACGACCGUCCACUGGCAUGGCAUGAUGAUGCAGGGAACGCCUUGGUCUGAUGGGAGUCCCGGCCUCUCUCAAAAACCAAUCGAGUCAGGACAAAGCUUCAUAUAUCGAUUCAAGGCCUUUCCCGCGGGCACUCAUUGGUACCACUCUCACUCAAGAACAACAGUGCUGGAUGGUCUAUACGGGCCAAUCUUCGUUCGACGUAGAGCUGAUGAUCCAGCACCAUGGCAUCUUAUUAGUGACAGCGUAGCUGACGUUAAUGCGAUGAGCCGAGCUGUGGCGGAUCCUAAGAUACUGAUGAUCUCAGAUUGGACUCGCUUCAUGUCCUGGGAGUACAUGGAAGCUGAGGACAGCUCAGGAAUGACCAUUUUCUGUUCCGAUAGUAUUCUUGUGAAUGGGAAGGGUAGCUUGUACUGCCCCGGAGUUGACAAGUUGAUCAACCUCACUAGCACGUACAUGAAGUACGGCUUGUACCCUCGGCAGGUAAAUGAUAAGGGAUGCUUUCCAUUCAUGAAAUCUACCCAGGGCCCAUAUCUGAGGCAGGGAAAGCCCGAGACGAUUCCACUACACCUCCAACAGGGCUGCGUUCCUUCCGAAGGUGCAAAAGAGAUCAUAGAAGUUGAUGCGGAAGCCGAGUGGGUUAGUCUCAACUUCAUCGGUGGCGCAACCUUCAAAACAAUCGUGUUUUCUAUCGAUGAGCAUGAGAUGUGGGUCUACGAAGUCGACGGAGACUACAUUGUCCCUCAGCGAGUAGACACAGUUCACAUGUACGCUGGCGAAAGGUACGCUGUCAUGAUCAAACUCGACAAGUCUGCCAAAGACUACACGAUUCGCGUGGCGGAUAAUGGCUUGACGCAAGUUAUAUCGGCGUUCGCGACACUUCGGUACAAGGGAGGCACUCAAAAGGAGGAGUCAACCGGAGUGAUCGACUACGGAGGGCAAAAUAGUACUGUCGGCCUGGUCGUCACUACGCUUGAUCGCGAUCGUUUACCACCGUUCCCGCCCAACCCACCUGCACGCAAGGCAGAUGCAAUGCAUGUCCUGCAUACGCAUCGCUGGAAAGUUGCGUGGAAGUACACAAUGUCCGGCCAGGGCAUGUACGAGGAAGACCGCAGCGCAUAUAAGCCACUGUUGUACGAUCCCCACUCGGCCGAUGCCAUGGACGAGGGGCUUGUGAUCCGUACCAAGAAUGGCAGUUGGGUCGACCUCGUUCUACAGGUCGGCUCUCAGCCCGGGCAACCUCAGGAGUUUCCACAUAUGAUGCACAAGCAUACCGGCAAGACAUGGCAAAUCGGUGCUGGCCUGGGCAUAUGGAACUACUCAUCCGUCGACGAAGCGAUAGAAGCGGAACCUCACAACUUCAACCUAGAGACUCCCAACUGGAGAGAUACGUUCGUCACUUCAUUCGAUGGGUCCGCGUGGCUCGUUCUACGUUAUCAGGUUACGAACCCCGGCCCUUGGCUGUUUCAUUGUCAUAUUGAGACUCACUUGGCCGGCGGCAUGGCAGUUGCCAUACUCGACGGCAUCGACGCCUGGCCCCAAAUCCCUCCAGAGUACGGUCCUGAUCAGCGGGGGUUUCUGCCAGGUAGUCUACCGGAAUUGGAAGGCGGGGAGCAUCGUGCUUCAAUACAGACAGAGUGUCCCCUUGGAGGAGCGCCCAGCUCAGUGUCAUCUGAGCAGGUAGGGAGCAGUACGGAGUCCGAGAAAGCAAGAUGGGAAUCAUUGGUUCAAGGUUUGAUCAAGGUCCUGCAAACAUGGGUUUCGGAUGAGCAUCGUCAAGUUUAGACUGAAGUUACACUCAUGGCAUAAGUAUAACCUGGGCGACAAGUUUGCUGCCUUGCGCGUUCUUGCAUUCAAUUGGGAUCUUAGAAUUGAAACCUCAGACUAGAAAAAGAACUUCCUUGAGACUGCUCGCAUACUAUUUAGUUU
Molecule: messenger RNA, 2236 nt
Organism: Colletotrichum acutatum
Lineage: Eukaryota; Fungi; Ascomycota; Sordariomycetes; Glomerellales; Glomerellaceae
Product: multicopper oxidase-domain-containing protein
Exons: 5
Coding region: 86-2092 (668 amino acids)
Molecular function (GO): oxidoreductase activity; copper ion binding
Source: RefSeq, a predicted model, not a curated record